AAUCUGUUAUCGUCAUCACUUCCACUUACACACACACCCCCCCAAAGCCCUAAAUCCUUCGGACCAGCCAAAACCAUGGCGCUUCAUCUCGCCAGACGCCAGCAAAGGUUACCAUCAAACCCAUAUUUGAUUCGGCGUUUCUCAAAUUCGCCAUCGGAUUCACCUCCCAAAGUCGCAAACUCAUCUGUUGAAAAACCCUCUCAGUCACCGUCUUCUCCGUCUCCGUCGGACUCUUCUCCCUUCUUCGACAUCAAGACCACACUGAAACAGAAAUUGCAGAAUCAGCAGGAGCAAGGUAGGAGAACAUUCCCCAGAUCCGAUGCCCAAUCUCAGAAUCGCGGACCGAUUAGUUUCUCCGGUAACCAGUCACGCGUAUCUCAACAGGAUUUGGGGAAGAACCUCGCCAAGUUUCAGCGGAGAUCCACCGUCCCACCUCCGAGGGAUCCAUCACAGUCUCCGCCGCAGGUUUCCUUUGAGGCGCUUUUUAAUAAGCAGAAGGCCGCACCAAACUCAUCGGAUCCUAGAUAUCGGAAAGCCCAUUCUUUCGAUUCGAGCACCUUACUGGAAAAUUUGAAGAAUUUGAGGACGCAGACUAACACUUCGAACAACAUGGGGAAGAGAGGAAGUUUGUUAGGGAACUUCAAGAGCACUGGAGGAGAAGCAUUGCACAUGCCCCCGGAGAGAAGGGAAGGUGAAACAGAGGAGACGAUUACAGAGUUCUUAACGUUUUAUAACGAAGAAGAAUUAGGUGAGAAACUAAGGAUGCUUAGGCCAGAGGGAGAUAAAGAAGAAGGAUGGUUCUCUUUACAGGAGUUGAAUCAGAGGUUGGUUAAGCUAAGGCAAGUGGAAGAGAAAGAGGCCCAAUCUCGGACUAAGAACUUUGCGGCACUCAGAAAUGUUAUAUCAUCUAUUAAGAAUGACUCUGACAAAAAUGAAGUUCUCACCCAGCAGAAUGCUGUCAUUAUGGGUCAUCUGGGUGGUAUCCCUAAAUACAAGCUUCUUCCUCCAAAAGAGGAGCUAGUUGAGACUUAUUUCCACCCAGAUAACAUGUCCUCUGCGGAGAAGAUGAAAAUUGAGCUCACGAAAGUCAGGGAAGAGUUCAAGAUGUCGGAAUCAGAUUGUGGUUCUGCACGUGUGCAAGUGGCACAACUCACUACUAAGAUCAAGCAUUUAUCCUCGUCUCUACACAAAAAGGACAAGCAUUCACGGAAGGGGCUAUUAGGGAUGGUGCAGAAACGGAAGAAACUGUUGAAAUAUCUAAGACGAACUGACUGGAAUUCUUACUGCCUUGUCCUGUCAAAACUCAGCCUUCGUGACAACCCGGAGUACAAGUUAUAAGCUUUAUGCGGUAGAAACCCUGUGAUUUUAUGUCUGCACUCUUUUUGGUUCAGGCAACUCUCUGUUGUGAGUGAGGCUUAGCUGUUCAAACCCCUCUUAGGCAUUUUACUAUGUAGGGAAGAAACUUGUUCUACUUUCUCUUACUCCAUUGUUCCACCUGGAGCUCUUCAAUCAUGCAUUUGUAGCAAAGAAAUGAAGUUGUGGAUCUCUUUCAUUGAUGUUUAGUAAUCCCUUUCACAUUUGAGUUGUGAUAAUAAAGUUAAUUACGAACAA
This is a messenger RNA of Camelina sativa (false flax), 1611 nucleotides long. NCBI's taxonomy places the organism in Eukaryota, Viridiplantae, Streptophyta, Magnoliopsida, Brassicales, Brassicaceae. The record is from RefSeq and is a predicted model, not a curated record.